Molecule: messenger RNA, 429 nt
Organism: Plasmodium reichenowi
Lineage: Eukaryota; Apicomplexa; Aconoidasida; Haemosporida; Plasmodiidae
Product: exported protein (hyp10)
Exons: 1
Source: RefSeq, a predicted model, not a curated record
UUCUGCCUUGAACAAAUAACUCAUAAUAAAAGUAAUAAUUUUAAUAUUAUAAAUGGAACACAUAGGAGAUUACUAGCCGAACCACACAAAACACAUUUAUUGAAAAACCAUUCAGGAGAAAAUUCAUUGACACAACCAAUAGUUAAUAAAUUAGGAGAAAAUAAUACAAAAUGUCGUAAAAAAUCACCUUCAUGUACAUCAAAUGAUGAUAUUUAUCAAGAACAUGAUAGUAAAAUGAAACAAAUAAUAUGUAAAAAUGAGAAGAAUAUUAAAUCUUGGUUUCAAAAAUUUCAUAAGAAAUCACCUCGUAAUAAACUAAAAACAAUCAUGAAAAUUUUUUUAAUAUUCCUUUUUUGGGAGCUUGCUUUAAUUUAUUAUUUCUUUCGUUAUAUAUAUAAAAAAAUUAAAAAACAUUUCCAUACAGAUUAA